GUCGACGAGUCCACCACGCUCUUCUACAACAUGGGCGCGAGACACGUCGAGGCCUGCGUGGUCCGCUACCGCGGCGCCACGCACGCCGGGAAGCCCACCGUCUCGGUGCGCGUGCUCGGCUGCGGGGCCUCCGCCGCCCUCGGCGGCCACCAGGUAGAUCUGGUCAUCGCCGAGAAGAUGCUCGCCGCUUUCCAGGCGAAGCACCCGCAGCUGGCCGAAGGCAUCGCUUCCUCCUUGCGCCCGCUCAAGAAGCUUGAGAAAGAGGCCGCCAGCCUGAAGCACGUGCUGAGCGCGAACAAGGAGGCACGGUUCGGGGUCGAGUCGCUCUACGAGGACACCGAUUUCGCGAGCCCGGUGUCCCGAGAGACCCUGGAGGGCUGGACGCAGGACAUGCUCUCCGCCUUCAGCGGGCCCAUCGAGGUGGCCUUAAGCAAGGCGAACACGACGUUGGAGGCCGUGGACUCCGUGGAGAUGGUCGGCGGGGGUUGGCGCAUUCCUCGCGUGCAGGCUCUGGUCUCGGAGUACCUCCAGGCCAGCCGGCCUGGCCUGCCCGCGCUGAACCUCAGCCAGCACGUCAACGGCGACGAGGCGAUGGCGACAGGAGCGGCCUACUACGGUGCCAACCACUCGGCGCAGUUCCGGACGAAGAAGCUCUUCUUCACGGAUGUCCAGCAUUGGGAGGCCAAUGUGGAAAAGGAUCUGCAGCGGCUCACGAAGACCAAGGAGCAAGUCGUGGAGUUCGAGAAGGCGCAGCGCGAAUCCAGGACUCGGAUCGCCUCCGCCGGCUCUGAGUACAAAGACGCCCUGUCCAACCUACAGGCGGAGAAGGCGGUCGAGGACGCGGCGGCUGCACCAUCUCAUGAUGUUUAUGUCAAGCUCGGUGGCCUUGUGUCCAACGAGGUCAGAAUCGGUUCAUUCAUUGAUUGCGACGACCUCUUCGAGGACCUGGCAGCGGCCGAGGUGGACAUCGAAAAGGCUGACAAGUUCGAGUUCGAGAAUCGUUGUUCCGCCCUGGUGGCAGGUAUUCAGGAGCUCGUGCAGAAGCUCUUCCAGCAGGUGGUCGAUUCUGGCAGGGAGGCCCGCGCUGCUCAUGAGGCCCACCGUGACAGGAUGGCGGCCAAGAAACGCCGCACCUGA
Molecule: messenger RNA, 1137 nt
Organism: Prorocentrum cordatum
Lineage: Eukaryota; Dinophyceae; Prorocentrales; Prorocentraceae
Source: the annotation of a GenBank genome assembly